This is a messenger RNA of Pundamilia nyererei, 6936 nucleotides long. It is a transcript of the gene clocka, whose product is annotated as clock circadian regulator a. The coding region runs from base 491 to 3085 and encodes 864 amino acids. Gene Ontology annotation, cellular component: nucleus; cytoplasm; CLOCK-BMAL transcription complex. Gene Ontology annotation, biological process: circadian regulation of gene expression; regulation of transcription by RNA polymerase II. The record is from RefSeq and is a predicted model, not a curated record. The transcript is spliced from 23 exons. Gene Ontology annotation, molecular function: E-box binding; protein dimerization activity; DNA-binding transcription factor activity, RNA polymerase II-specific. Lineage: Eukaryota; Metazoa; Chordata; Actinopteri; Cichliformes; Cichlidae.
GGCACCGUUUCCAGCUCCAGUGAGUCUGCCUGAGCGCUGCGCAGUCAACCGUCUGCAGCGCCACUGGCUGCAGGGAUAUCCCGAUGAAAGAGGAGACUGCUCGGGGUGAAUUCGGACAAGUUUUAACUACAAGUUUUAACUAUAUUGAGGUGGAGGAGUUGGCGAAUUAAGCACCACUCAAAGACAAAAGACUCAGAUGUUGCUGCCAUGUGCCAGACUUACACCCUAAGCAGACAAAAGACACAGCACCCCGAGGAACUUUUAGCUAUUUUCUGCAGCCUGGUAAGAGAGACUUUGAGAGAAUAUCCUCCAAGACUCAGAAAAGCACACCCCUAUCACAGAGUGUCCACCUGUACUCUACCUUCACCCAGCAGCACCUUCCUUAUCCUCUCACAGAACUGGCUGUACUGUCAGUAAGGUUUAUUCACAAAUGUCUACCUCACGAUUAAAAGACCCCUCACCGACACUGCGACCCUGAACAGGAUACAAAAUGACCUCGAGCAUUGACCAGGAUGACAGUAGUAUUUUUGAUGGGUUAAUGGAAGAAGAUGAAAAGGACAAAGCAAAACGCGUGUCCCGUAACAAGUCUGAGAAGAAGCGCAGAGACCAGUUCAAUGUCCUCAUCAAGGAGUUGGGUACAAUGCUGCCGGGCAACACCCGGAAGAUGGACAAGUCCACUAUUUUGCAGAAAAGUAUCGACUUUCUGCACAAACACAAAGAAAUCGCAGCUCAGUCAGAGUCAACUGAGAUCAGACAAGACUGGAAACCUCCUUUUCUUAGUAAUGAAGAGUUCACUCAGCUGAUGUUGGAGGCGUUAGAUGGAUUUUUCCUUGCAAUUAUGGCUGAUGGGAAUAUAAUCUAUGUCUCUGAGAGUGUGACUUCCCUACUAGAACAUUUACCAUCUGAUCUUGUUGAUCAGAACUUGUUAAAUUUCUUGCCUGUGGGGGAGCAUUCAGAGGUGUACAAGGCUCUGUCCUCUCAUGUCAUGGAAGGAGAAACAUUGACACCUGAGUAUCUUAAAACAAAAAAUCAGCUAGAGUUCUGUUGCCACAUGCUCCGAGGGACAAUCGACCCCAAAGAGCCCCCCGUGUAUGAAUAUGUAAAGUUUAUUGGAAACUUCAAGUCCCUGAAUAAUGUGCCUAACUGUACCCGAAAUGGUUUCGAUGGAGUGAUCCAGCGAUCACUUCACUCUGCCUUUGAAGACAGAGUGUGUCUCAUAGCCACUGUGAGGCUAGCCAAGCCACAGUUUAUCAAGGAGAUGUGCACAGUAGAAGAGCCUAAUGAGGAAUUUACAUCCAGACAUAGUUUAGAGUGGAAAUUUCUCUUCCUGGACCACAGAGCUCCGCCCAUCAUAGGUUACCUCCCAUUUGAGGUCCUGGGUACAUCAGGAUAUGACUACUAUCAUGUAGAUGACCUUGAGACACUAGCCAAGUGUCACGAACACUUAAUGCAAUAUGGGAAAGGAAAGUCCUGCUACUACAGAUUCCUCACCAAAGGGCAGCAAUGGAUUUGGCUUCAGACCCAUUACUACAUUACUUAUCACCAGUGGAACUCCAGGCCAGAGUUCAUUGUCUGCACACACACGGUCGUAAGUUAUGCUGAAGUAAGAGCAGAACAGCGCAGAGAGCUGGGAAUUGAAGAAUCACCACCUCAAAUCACCGCUGAGAAGCAAUCCCAGGAUUCAGGCUCUGAGUCCCAGCUCAACACUUUCAGCUUGAAAGAGGCCUUAGAGCGAUUUGACCACAGUCGGACCCCAUCGGCCUCGUCUCGCAGCUCACGUAAAUCUUCCCACACGGCUGUGUCUGACCCAGCCUCAUCACAAAUGAAGCUUCAGGGAGAUAGGAGUACACCAGGUCGCCAGUCGGUCUCUGCUGUGGAGAUGACAUCACAACGGAGAUCAUCUAUCAGCAGUCAGCAGUCGAUGAGUUCCCAAAAUACAGGACAGAACGUGGCGUCAUCCAUGGUUUCACAACAACAGCCGCAGCAGCCACAACAGCAGCAACAGCAACAACAACAGCAGCAACAGCAACAAGUUCCGACCAACAACCAAUCAAUGGUCCAGUUCUCCAGCCAGUUAGAAGCCAUGCAGCACCUGAAAGACCAGCUGGAGCAGAGGACCAGAAUGAUCGAGGCCAACAUUCAGCGGCAGCAGGAUGAGCUGCGGCAGAUCCAGGACGAGCUACAGAGGGUGCAGGGACAGAGUCUGCAGAUGUUCCUGCAGAAAGGGCCUGGAGGACUAAAUGUGAGCUCUGUACAGAUGGCCCAGGGGAAUGGUGGGCAGCAGGGGGGUACACUCAGCAUGCAGGGCCAGGUGGUUUCUGCAGGAUCUCUGCAAAACAGCAUACAGCAACAACAUGCUGUGCAGCCCCCAUCCCAGCAGCAAACACUCCUACGGGAACAGAACACAGCACUCUCGCAGCCUCAGAGGUCGUCGCACACAGUGCAGCCUCAACAGAAUCCACUGCCUGCAUCUCUCUACAACACAAUGAUGAUCCCUCAGCAAAGUCCUGCUAACGUGGUUCAGAUUGCCACAAGCCUGGCGCAGAAUACUGGACCCAACACUCCUGCUGUGGCAACAUUUGCACAGGACCGUUCGGCUCAGAUUAGGUUUCCUGCAGGCCCCCAGCUGCUCACCAAGCUAGUGACAGGGCAGAUGACAUGUGGGGCAGUUAUGGUCCCCACAACCAUGUUUAUGGGUCAAGUGGUGACGGCCUUUGCACCGCAGCAGGGCCAGACGCAGACAAUUAGCAUUUCCCAACAGGCGCCGCAACAGCAACAGCAACAGGAGCAACAGAUUCAACCGCAGUCUCAGGUCACAGCCAUGCAGCAAGGGCAAGCUCCACUGACCCAGCAGCAAACACAGUUCCUACAGGCUCCUCGACUCCUUCAUGGAAACCAGUCCACCCAGCUGAUCCUGCAGGCAGCGUUCCCUUUGCAGCAGCAGGGUACCUUCACUGCAGCAGCCCAACAGCAGCAGCAACAGCAUCAAACACAGCAGAAGCAGUUACAACAAAAGCAGCAACAGCAGCUGGCUCCUCACAGAGCAGAUAGUUUGUCUGACCGCUCAGCGACACAGCCGCAGUAACUAGCCCAAGCCUAUCAGAAGUGCAGUUAGCCAAACUCAGGUGUGGUUGAUGGGAGUGUAAAGUGCAGUUCUGCUGAAAGUGCACCACUGAAACCUCAGAGGAUGAGAAGUGGACACUCUGUUGCUCUGCUUCUCUCACGCGAAUCUUGUGCUGUUUGCACUUCACUCCUGAGCCCAGAGUACACCAGAGAACCCGGGAUGGGGCUUGCUGUGGCAGCAGGUUUGGCUGUGGAAUGAAGCCUUCCCUCCAAGAAAACAGGGCCAUACAAGGCCUGCAAAAGACUCCCCCUUACGCCUCCCCUUGUGUCGUGUGUGUCUGUGUUUGGGUGUGUGUGUGUGUGCAGGCGCGCAUGUGUGCUCUAGUCACCCUCACAGGAUUAUUUCACAGUUCUCCCGUCAGUGCGGUGGAGAUCUUCACUUCGAGGACGUCCUACAAAACAACCAAUUGUUUGUUUUGUAUGUUUUUCUUGUAAAACUAAUUAUGGGUCAGAAAAUAUUUUUAAGAAUGUGGUGUAGAUUGAACUUUGACUGUACAGAAUAUCAUGUGUAAUAUAUACUGUAAAUAUACUGAAGAAUAACUAAUAUUUUAUAUGAUGCAUGAAAUGAAAUGCAUAGUCUGUUAUUUGCAGCUUUGAAUAUGCUUUUUUUCUAAUACUCAGAAAAAAAGACCUGAAAAUGCUUAGUGGCUGAUAUUUUCACAGACUUCCUUUCUCCUAGGGGAUGUUUGUUUGUGUGUCUGCAUCAGACAGUGCCGAUGCUGUUUGUUGUGUCACAGUUUGUUUAAUCCUUGACCCCUAUUUUCACACAACUUCACAAAAUUAUCGACAGAAUGAUAGAAAAAUACUUUAGUUUUUUUAAAGAUGUGCUCAAGCACUUAAGACUUGAAAUCAAUGUGUGAGAUUUGUGAAUAGAAUGGAGGCAACAUUAAGCUAAACAUAUGCAACAGUAAGAUCUGCUAACAUUAUCCUUCAUAUCAUCAUUUCUUAAUUUUUAGAACUUGAGAUCCCUCCAUUUCACAGCCAUCCAUAUCGCCUGUGUUGGCACCCAAGGAUGCUUUAUUUCACCUGUAAACAUUUAUACUUUUAGAUGUAUGUAAAUAUAAAAUACUAACCCAUUAAAUACUUUAGUAAGAGACAUGAUCUAGUUUUAAGCCAUCUAACUGUUUUAGCUGGGCACGCAGAACAAAAAGCAUCCACUCUCUCUAGGACUUUCUGGGAGACACCAGUCAUCCUGUCAACCCGAUACAAAGAUCCCAUCCUAUUCCAUUAUACCCUUCUCUGAGCUCUGUGGAUUAUCGGGAGAAGCCAGUUGCUCUGCUUUUUGUAGCUGUGCUGAGUGGUCUGAGAUUGUCUUGUGAGAACUGCAGUAACGUUAUUUGGCCCCUUGAUGGCAGUGACAUGGAUAUAUUAUGGCUUUUUACAUUUAGAAAACAAACGUAUGAGUUACAUUUGGGAUUUCAUUUGCAACCUCUCUUCCGCAGACGAGGUGCUGAGCCAGUUCUACCAUUGUGCCUUUUGAGAACCAGCACACAUUUUGGCAGAGAAUCUAAUAUCAUGAAGUGUUCCCAGUAGAAGUAGGUGUUGUUUCUGUGGGAGGAAAAUUGAGGCUGUAUCUGACAGUGUCUUGGUGUAGACACUUAUGUCACUUUGGGUCCCAAUUUAAGGGGGCCUUUUUUUUCUUUCUUUUUUUUUUAUAAACGGUGGAAAAACAUGUGAACCCAGCUCUACAUCAUGGACUGGUACCACCAAACCGUUGCUUUUCAGCUCCUUAACACUUGAUGGUAUUCAGCAGCUGGAUGCUAACAUCGUCCGCUGAUUGAUGCUUUGCAGGUAAUAUUUAUUUUUCUAAACUGCAGUUAUGGAUCGUAAAACAUUCAGAGUGAGGACAAUGCAAAGCCAGUAAUACUCUUUAGGUUCAGAACUGCAAGCACUUAAAUAUAAGCAGUCAUGUGAGCAACUGUCAUUGUAAUAACACUGAUUAAAGCUGCCUUAAGUUUUUAAAAAAAAAGAAGAUUUUUCAGGACACACUUAUAUAAUAUUAGGCCAAAUCCAGCAGUACUGGGAAGACGUUUUAAUUACCCAUUAAAUAUUUGCCAAAAGCUAAAAAGAACCUUGGAGUUCUACAGUCACAAUGGAAAGUUGGGGUAAGCCAGACUUUUAGUACACUCACCAUAAUUUGUAUCACUGAGCUAAAGAUGGCAUUGAGGGGAUCAGUGUUACUGUAGACGGAGACCAUCACCAGGAUCCCCAGCAGACUCAGCCCUACGUGUUCUGGCUUAGUAGGCUUGCUUUGCAGCCUCCUCACCAUCUGAUCUAAUGCACUGCCAGAUGGUAUGAAGCUGACAGUCCAACCUCCUCUUCAUCUGUGUGAAAUGAUGGGCUGAGCUCAACACAUGGCCACAAAGUCAGUCUUUGACAUCUGCUACAAGAUAUCUUGUAAAACCGUGCACUCUUAUAUCAUCUUCCCAGUAUUAGAGUGUAGUGUUCACAAAGGGGAAACCCUACCCGAUAGCAUACGUUUAUUUAGAAAGUCAGUUUUGUUCUAGGCCACCUUGAAUCCAGCCAUUUUCAGAAGACGGAGUCAGUUGUACAGAGUGCUUCAAAGCACUGAAAAGUGAACAUUUUAUUCCACUGUUCCCAGUUUGUGCAGUACAGCAUAGAAAACCCAAGCAAGCAUCGAGUGUCAAUAGAAAGCGCCUCUACUCUUAUUUACUGUUUAUUGCUCGAGGAUAGAGGAGCCUAUCAUGAUUUGGCACAAGCAGCAGCUUUUCUUAAAGGUUGAUGCUGCUCAGGUUGGAUUAGGCUGGGAGGAAAAUCAACUGUCACAUCAACAGCUACAGUUUCUACCACGAUAAUACCUCUGGGCACUUAUGAUUCUUCAGUCUAACUAGGCUGUUAAUGUCUGAAAGUUCAUUAUUCAAAACUUCAAAUACAUUUGGCCUUUUUUCUUUGAAUUAUUUCUGUGACUUAUCAUUUAUCAUUGGCCACAUGUAACUACCAUUUUCAUUAACCUUCAUACUGCAGAUGGGACCAGAUGAAGAAUAUAGAUUUGUAUAUUUGUCUUGACUUGGAGAAACAAUGCUUCAAAGUAUCUUCCUUAUCUCACAAAUCACCUUUUUUUUUAAACUUAAAAUGAUAACGGAACAAUAAUUUUACAAGAUUUAUCUGUAUCUGAUUUAGUAAGUUCCCUAAAUUACUGUCAAGUACAGAAAAGAGUGAAAGCGAACGUACAGAAUGCACCUUUAUGAUCCCAGAUCCCACAAAUGAUGACAGAACCAUUCUGAGUUAAUUAUUCAAUCUCUUUCUUCAGGACAACUCUAAAUAAAUAAUAAAAUCCAAAUCCGGGACAUUAAACUAUUAGACAUUCUCGCUUGCUAUCUCACCAGCCUCCUGUCAGUGCAAAAGAAAAAAACAAAGCAAAAAGCGCUUGUAUAAACUGCCUCCUUGUUUUUAAAACCCACAAAUUACAUUUUCAUUGAAUCUCCAAUACCUGCUUGCUCCACUGUGAUGAUUCUGUGCUGCAUAAAUUGGAUUAUAAUUGGACCUCAUAGUCCUAAUUUUCCACAUGGCAUUUCUCUCCCUCCUCCUUUAAAAUCUAUGAUCAUACUACAACAGAUCAGUGUUUGAGUAAGACAACCGCUAUCUCCUGUUACGAAUUUCUGUAGAGUGGACCUCGUCCUGUGCUGCAUGCAAGCAGCACAUGCCUACAAGAAUGUAUUCAGUGUCAUUAACGUGGGGACUUCAUUUUUCAUGAGGAGGCGUAUACCUGUGGGAGGCUUUGCACAUUGUAAGAUAGGAAAUACAGUAAAUAAGAGAGAGAACUUAAUUAUUUUUCUAUGUGUGGUAUAAACU